AUGCCGGAUGAGAGCCGAACAGGGCCAGCUGCGGGGAUCCGCAGCAAACAAAGAGAUCCGGCAUCUGGAGCUUUGCCAAUUAUGCCACUGUGGCCAAUAGGGCCUAUGGUGGACGAUGGGGAGGGGAGAUGCCUACCCUCCAAACAGGACCACAUAUUGGCAGCAGCCCAGAGAAAUGUGAUAGGAUUAGAUGGCUUGGUGACUACUAGACCUAAUGUUAUUGAUGACACUUUCCCAUUGCGGAGAUCGGAUUGGGACCCCAACACGUUCGAAGGUAGGGGGAGUCUGUCCACCUAUCGCCAGACUCUCAUGAGAGGUCUCCGGGAAAUGGCUAGAAAGCCCACCAAUCUGGCCAAGGUAAAAGAGGUGAUACAGGGACCCAAUGAGCCUCCUGCGGUUUUCCUAGAAAGGCUGAUGGAAACUUAUAGGAAGGAAGUAUACCCGGUUCUAAAGAAGCCCCUGGGACCCCUCUCUAGCAAACAAUCCUUAGUACAAGGGGCUAAUGGAAGUAGCUACCAUUCUUGGACUACUUUCCAGACUAUGGACUUGGGGAAAAGAGAAAUUAAGCAUUCUUUCCUGGUCAUACCAAACUGCCCCUCACCUCUAAUGGGAUGAGAUUUGCUAACCAAACUCAGAGCCCAAAUAACUUUUGAAGAAACUGGUCCAGAAAUUGCUUUUCUUAAUUCCAGUGUCCAACCACUUACCUCUGUCCUGACCAUUAGGUCUGAGGAUGAAUAUAGACUGUUCACAAAUGAUCCCUUGCCACAUGAAAACCAAGACACUGAUUUUUUUCUGAGACUAGUUCCGGGAGCUUGGGCUGAAACUGCAGGACUGGGGUUGUCUAUCUUGCAGGCUCCAGUAGUGGUAGAGCUGAAAGCUACUGCUAUCCCUGUGCGAGUCAGACAGUACCCCAUGAGUCAGGAAGUGAAGAAAGGUAUAACUCCUCAUAUUCAGAAACUUCUCCAACAGGGGGUCCUAGUACAGUGUCAGUCGGCCUGGAAUACUCCACUACUCCUGGUCAAAAUGCCUGGGACUGGGGACUAUCGGCCAGUGCAGCACCUAAGGGCAGUUAACAGCCGAGUGGAAGAUUUCCAUACCAUUGUGCCUAACCCAUACAAUCUCCUCAGCACCUUAAACCCUGAAAGAAUAUGGUACACUGUACUGGACUUAAAGGAUGCUUUCUUCUGCCUGUCCCUACAUCCGGCCAGUCAAACUUUAUUUGCUUUUGAGUGGAGUGAUCCUGAGGCAGGGAUUUCAGGCCAACUAACCUGGACCAGACUUCCCCAGGGGUUUAAAAACUCUCCUACCAUCUUUGAUGAGGCCCUGCACUAAGACUUAAGUCUCUUCCGCAGCCAGCACCCCCAGGUUACCUUGAUGCAGUAUGUGGACGAUCUUUUAAUUGCAGGAAAAACUGAAGAGGAUAGCAAGCAGGUCACCCAUAGCCUGCUAAAGGAACUUGCCUGGCUAGGGUAUAGAGCAUCAGCCAAGAAGGCGCAGCUGUGCCAGAGGGAGGUGACGUUUUUGGGGUACAUGCUACGAGAGGGAAAGCAAUGGCUGAUGAAGGCCCAGAAGAAGGUUGUGGCACAAAUCCCAGUGCCUACCACUCGCCGGCAGUUACAUGAGUUUCUGGGGACGGCAGCAGCUCGGCUGGCCGCCAUUGCUGCCCUACAAAGUCAAGUCUGGAAGGGACUCAGACAGGCAUAUGAACCUGGAGAACUGACGGUGCCUCACCGUCUCAAGCCAUGA
Messenger RNA from Suncus etruscus (white-toothed pygmy shrew), 1746 nucleotides. RefSeq lists its product as uncharacterized. Gene Ontology annotation, biological process: virion assembly. The record is from RefSeq and is a predicted model, not a curated record. NCBI's taxonomy places the organism in Eukaryota, Metazoa, Chordata, Mammalia, Eulipotyphla, Soricidae.